Molecule: messenger RNA, 982 nt
Organism: Sabethes cyaneus
Lineage: Eukaryota; Metazoa; Arthropoda; Insecta; Diptera; Culicidae
Product: antigen 5 like allergen Cul n 1-like
Exons: 4
Coding region: 66-860 (264 amino acids)
Source: RefSeq, a predicted model, not a curated record
UGUCCGUUUGAUUUUGAUCCCUUCGACGGAGUCCUAGGCAGUGGGGUGGUGCAGCCGGUGCAACGAUGAUCAGAUUGGUGAAAUCUUGGAUUUCGCUGGCUUUGCUUCUGGCGGCCCUGAAGCAAGCCUAUACCGUCAACUAUUGCGAUAAAAAAAUCUGCCCACCGAGCAAACCGAACAUCGGAUGCAAAAACGAUGGCAAAUUGGACCCAGCCUGCCCGCCGGGAGCCAAAGUAAUCGAGAUGACCGAUGAAAUGAAGAACCUGAUUCUGGACACGCACAACAAAUAUCGCAGCACGCUGGCAACCGGAGGAGUUUCCUGGCUGCCGAAGGCUGCCGCUAUGCCCACUUUGACUUGGGACAAUGACCUGGCGGAGACGGCUCAAAUGAACUCGAACCGAUGCGUCCGGGGUCACGAUGUUUGCCAUAACACGGAUAAGUACUUGAAUUCCGGUCAGAACAUCAACUAUAUUGCCACCAGUGCGGAUUCCCUCGACCCCAUAGCAGAAGUACCCAAACUGAUCACCAGUUGGUGGGAUGAGCGGCACGAUGUUCACAAGAACAUGGUCAAGACCAUGUACGAUCCGGGCAAGAGUGUUAUGGUUUUCCACUUCGCCGUUAUGGCUAGUGAUAAGGUCAAUAAAAUCGGCUGCGGUAUCACCCAGUGGACCCCUCCGGACGGUUGGCUGCAGAUCUAUCUGGUGUGCAACUACUCGUUCAACGAUUUCAUUGGAAUUCCAAUCUACGAGUCUGGCAAACCAUGCGCUAACUGCCAGAAAGGAUGUAACGCUAAAUAUGCUGGUUUGUGUAACGAAGACGAACCUGUUCCGCAGUUGAUCGAUUAUCCGGCCUCAAGCUAAGCAGGAGUAGUGCAACGGGUGAACAAAACAGCAUAUAUUUGUGGUACUAAGUGAGUUAUGUCGUUUGUCGAAAUUGGCCAUUAAGUCCGGUGACGAUGAUCAACAAUAAAGAAAAAUGCGGU